GCUGUCAACGGAUUAACCCGCCCAAAACUACAAUUCCCAAACCAAGGGAACAUUUUACCCAGCAUUCAACGGGUUUGUGAAUGGGAUAAUGCUGCAAGAUGGCGACAAUUGCAACUGCUACAAAUUUACCAUCUUUUGAUUGUCCAACAUGGGCAGGCAAGCCCCCUCCAGGACUCCAUUUGGACGUGAUGAAAGGUGACAAAAUGGUCGAGAAACUGAUCAUUGACGAGAAAAAGUACUACUUAUUCGGGAGGAACCCGGACAUGUGUGACUUCACCAUCGACCACCAGUCAUGUUCACGCGUGCAUGCUGCCCUGGUCUACCACAAGCACCUGAAGAGGGUGUUCCUUAUUGAUAACAACAGCACGCAUGGUACCUUCCUGGGACACAUCCGCCUGGAGCCCAAUAAGCCUCAGCAGGUCCCCAUAGACUCCACCAUGUCGUUCGGGGCGUCCACGCGAGCCUACACCAUCCGGGAGAAACCUCAGAGCCAGCAAGGAACCAAUGCCGCCACAGGGGACAGCAAGGCCGGAGAGGACGAGGAGGGGUCUAAGGGCCUCUUAGGAUUACCAGAGGAGGAGACCGAGUUAGAGAACCUGACAGAGUUCAACACGGCCCACAACAAGCGCAUCUCCACCCUGACCAUCGAGGAGGGCAACCUAGAGAUCCAGAGACCCAAGAGGAAGAGGCGGAACUCCAGAGUCACCUUCAACGAGGACGAUGAGGUUAUCAACCCGGAGGACAUUGAUCCUUCAGUGGGGCGCUUCAGAAACAUGGUGCAGACUGCUGUCGUCCCUAUAAAGAAACAGAAAAUGGAGAGGCACGGCUCACUUAGUAUGGACGACGUUGUGACGAGGCGCAUCCACAACUACACCUUCGGCGGCGGCCUUUACGGGGACCUGCCACCCACCAGCCACGAGGGCCACCACGCCGGGGCCCAGAGCGGAGCCACUAUCCUGGGGGGUCUCCCUCUGCCCUUCCCCAACCCGGCCCCAGAGGUGAACCUGGCCCCGGACGCCCCCCAGCCACCUGUCACGCUCAACCCUGUCCCCGUUACAGGCCCCUAUCUCUCCGAGGUUCUCAACGAGCCCCGCAAGAAAAAGUACGCUAAAGAGGCAUGGCCAGGCAAGAAGCCCACCCCCUCCCUACUAAUCUAACCCUCUCCCUACACUACGGCUCUUUCUCGAUUCGUCUUUCCUCUGUUCUUUACCUCCUCUCUCAUGCAUUGUAGAAGAUCCAAGGUCUCUCCUCUUGGACCUUCUCCAAUGUAUUUUGAGGCGAGGAGAGAGGCAUGAGAAAUCCAGGAAAGCCGAAUUGGGAAAGAGCCUAUGUGGUGGAGGCAGGGCUGACUCUCAGGGUAUGGGCGGAGACAUCAGGGACCAUGACCCGUUGGAGGCGGAUCGAUUUUUCUUAAGACUGUUUUGUCAAUGUUUUCUACGUUACUUCCUCGUUCUCCUAAAGAUUAUCCGAAAGUCUUCAGUAGUACAUUCCAUGAAGACAGGAACCCCACUCCUUCGGGAGAUGAAUGUUUGAUGUGUUUUACAAAUGAAGUCAUGUAAAAAAGGCAGUACUUGGCAGACCAAGUCAGUUGGUCAGAUAAGAGUUUUACAUCUAAUUGAUAGUCAGGCAUCGUGCAGGGAAACAAACACGAAGCAAAUGUAACUUAGGAAAACAGCCCUUAUGUUGGAAACAAACAUUAUGUUCUCAUCCAGAUUCACAUGGAUUUAUUUUCCAUGCUACAGCACCCAAUAUUAUAGCAGGUUUUUAAAGGACCUGCUCUGUGUUGCCAUUUUUGCUAUGGGAAAAACAUUGCGAUACUGGUAUCACAGCCUAAUCGUUAUAUGGUUGGUCACUGUGAGUUCCAUAUUAUGAUCUCCACUUCCUUCUUUAAGGGCUUGAUAUUUGUUUGAAGUCUAUCUUUGGACAUAGUAUUUUUGCCCACUGUAAACAUGCAUAUACAGUGCAUUUGGAAAGUAUUCAGACCCCUUGAUUUUUUCCCCCCCACAUUUUGUUACUUAACAGCCUUAUUCUAAAAUAGAUGCAGAAUUUUUUAUAUAUAUAUUUUUAUCCAUCUGCACACAAUACUCCACGUCGAAGCAAAAACAGUGUUUUAGACAUUUUAGCACGUUAUUAAAAAUAGAAUGCUGAAAUAUCACAUUUACAUAAUCGCACCUUUGGCAGCGAUUACAGCCUCGAGUCUUCUUGGGUAUGGCGCUACAAGCUUGGCAGACCUU
Oncorhynchus gorbuscha (pink salmon) is the source of this 2234-nucleotide messenger RNA. RefSeq names its product nuclear inhibitor of protein phosphatase 1-like. The record is from RefSeq and is a predicted model, not a curated record. Gene Ontology annotation, molecular function: protein binding; mRNA binding; protein serine/threonine phosphatase inhibitor activity. The transcript is spliced from 7 exons. NCBI's taxonomy places the organism in Eukaryota, Metazoa, Chordata, Actinopteri, Salmoniformes, Salmonidae. Gene Ontology annotation, cellular component: nuclear speck. The coding region runs from base 99 to 1157 and encodes 352 amino acids.